GCCGCCACCUCGUGCCCCCUUCCACCGCGCGCGCCUUUGUCGCCAUCCACCGCACGCGCCGCCGCCUCCUCCGCCAAAUCCACCGCGCGCGCCCCCGCCACCGCGCACCACCUCCUCCGCCAAAUCCGGCGCCCCUCGCCUGCUCGCUCCUCUCCCACCACGCGCCGCCUCCACCAUGCAGCCCCCUCCGCCUCACCCACACCGCCCCACGCCGCCGUCGACUCCACCGGCCGGCCGCCGCUACUCCCUAACUCCGACUCCACUCAAACCCUCCCCUCCUCCCCACCUCCGACUCGACCUGCAUGCCGGCUUCCGCUAUCGGCUCCUCCGCCCAACGCCUUCCCAUCGCCGCAGUUGACUCCACCCUCUUCCCCACCUCCUCCGCCGCCUCCCCAUCGCCUCCGCCUCCGGUGCCUGCCUCCACCUCCUCUUCUGACAUCAAGGAAGUCCCCUUGUUCAGUUUAGUUUGCCACUAUCGAUUUUGCUACAAUCGACCUACGUUGUUGAGCAUCUACCGAGAUGGAGAUCUAAAAAAACAUCGUACCACGUUUAGUUUGCCACUAUCGAUUUUGCUACAAUCAACCUACGUUGUUGAGCAUCUACCGAGAUGGAGAUCUAAAAAAACAUCGUACCACAGUCAAAAUCGAAAGGGCUACUGAAAUUGUUCUGCUAAAGAUGUCACUUGUCCUAGAAAUUGUCCAUUGAAGAUUUUUUUGAUGAAGUUAUUUUUGAAUGGAGACCAGCUAAAGAUAUCACGUGUCCAAUAAAGACCUGCUUAAGAUGUCACUUGUCCAAUGAAGUUCUCUCUGUAUUUAUAUUAUCUAGAAGAGAUGCCACUUCAAUGUAGAGUAAUUCGAUAAACUUUGUUGAGAAGUUAUGACUUAAAUUUAAUGAAUGCUAAAAGUUGUCUGUACUCUUGUAUGCAUAUGCUCUAUGCAGAUGCAUGUAUAUAUUGCUAUCCUAGAUGCAAUAGAAUUGUUACUUAUGAAUUUGUUAUUUCUGAAGUUCUGAUUUGGAAUUCUACAGUGGAAUGUUUUAUACAGUGUUGAUGGAUGUAUGUUUAAUCUGAACUAUUGAAUGCAUGGUGAAUUAAUGUC
Molecule: messenger RNA, 1097 nt
Organism: Oryza sativa Japonica Group (Japanese rice)
Lineage: Eukaryota; Viridiplantae; Streptophyta; Magnoliopsida; Poales; Poaceae
Source: RefSeq, a predicted model, not a curated record